AUGUUGACAUCGACAAAGGCCACAGAGUCAGCAGUGGUUCAGACGACCAACUCCGAGAACUUGACGGUCGAUGAAUUGGAGCUACGCGCGCAAGGCCACACUGGAGAACUCCCACGCCAAUUCAGCGCCUUGUCGACGUUGUCUCUAGCCUUCACCAUCACCAACUCAUGGAUCGCAUACUCAGCCGUGUUUGUGAUCCCACUGAUCACGGGCGGAGGGCCAUGCGUUGUUUACAGCCUGAUCGUCGGAUUCGUGAUGACUAGCAUCAUCACUCUCGGUCUCGCGGAGUUGGCCAGCGCAUUUCCUACAUCCGGUGGCCAGUAUCAUUUCGCGUUCAUGGUCUCACCGCCGAAAUACAGAGCCGCUAUCUCCUAUGCCAUCGGCUGGAUGAGCAUCUUCGCAUGGUGGAUGCUGGCCACGGGCUCCUGUAUCUUCUGCGCCCAAGCGAUUGCCGCCAUGGUAACAGUAUACCACCCGGACUUCAUAGCCACCCAGUGGCAAAUCUACCUCAUCUAUGUUGCUCUGACAAUCGUCGCCACAGCGGUGAUAAUCCUAUUCGCCAAGUGGCUUCCGCAAGGGGAGAUAGUCUGCUUCUGGCUGUCAUGCAUUGGAUUUGCUGCCUGCACAAUUAUCGUGCUGGCGAGGAGCAACAACAAACAAUCAGGGCGGACAGUCUUUGCCAAAUGGAACAACAACAGUGGAUGGCCGGAUGGGGCAGCAUUCAUGAUCGGAGUAGGACAGGGAAUGUUUGCGUUCAUUGCCACGGACGCUGCGACCCACGUUGCUGAAGAAAUGCCUCGGCCAAGAGUCAACGUCCCUCGAGCCAUGGCCCUCACAAUGGUGAUUGGCCUUUUCACGUCCCUUGUUUGGACGAUCGCGUUCAUGUUCUCGGUCUCGGAUCUUGAUCUUGUGAUGGCUAGCCCGACGCCAUACUUGACUGUAUUUUUCCAGGCUAUUCGCAACGACGGGGUCGCUCUGUUCUUCACGGUCUGGCUAUGGCUGGCAUACCUGUCAGCCACGAUUUCGUGCUAUGCUACAUCAGGCCGUCUUGUAUGGGCAUUUGCGCGCGACAACGGUCUACCAUUCAGCAGUGUAUUCCGCCAGGUCAGCACUCGAUUUCAGAUGCCGAUGAAUGCAACGCUCCUGACUUGCGUUUUCGCCGUUUGCUACGGCGCCAUCUACUGUGGAUCUACAACCGCAUUCAACGCAUUCAUCUCCGUGUCAAUUUUGGGUCUCAAUAUCACAUACACGCUCCCGCAGGCUAUCGUCGCCAUUCGAGGGCGUAAUAAGGUCUUGCCUGCUCGCCCAUUCGCGCUAGGGAAGUGGACAGGCCUCUUCUGCAACACUUUCUCCAGCGUCUGGAUCGCCAUGUACACAUUCUGGUUCUGCGUACCUACAGUCAUACCAACCACAGCCCUCAGCAUGAACUACGUCAGUGUGAUCUUUGUUGCUGCUCUGUUGUUUAUCACGGUCAGCUGGUUCCUAGGAAAGCGCAAGACCUUCACUGGUCCAAAUGUUGUGCUUGACGGCGUGGCACACUCAGCAUCAUCAUCGGCAGAUACGAGUAGUGAAGCUGUCAAGUCUACAGGUUCGGACCAGGGGAAUCUGAAGAGCAAUAGCUAG
Messenger RNA from Cyphellophora attinorum, 1623 nucleotides. RefSeq names its product Choline transport protein. Lineage: Eukaryota; Fungi; Ascomycota; Eurotiomycetes; Chaetothyriales; Cyphellophoraceae. Gene Ontology annotation, molecular function: transmembrane transporter activity. The transcript is spliced from 2 exons. Gene Ontology annotation, cellular component: membrane. The record is from RefSeq and is a predicted model, not a curated record. The coding region runs from base 1 to 1623 and encodes 540 amino acids. Gene Ontology annotation, biological process: transmembrane transport.